ACUUAUCGGACGAAGGGAUCGAGGCAUGCACAAACUCAUCUGACAAAUUCAACAUAAACGACGUUAUCCUGAUUGCACUUAAUACAGAUUUAAGAGCCACUGGCAAGAAAUUCCUCCCGAGUGACAUCAAUGGUGGAAAAGUGGAAAAGCUAGAAGGUCCCUGUGUCCUGCAGAUCCAAAAAAUCCGCAAUAUAGCUGCACCAAAGGAUAAUGAAGAAUCUCAGGCUUCUCCAAGAAUGCUGCGUUUGCAGAUGACGGAUGGGCACACGAGCUGCACAGCAAUAGAAUAUAAUUACAUGUCAAAAAUAAGCCUGAACACUCCUCCCGGAACAAAAAUUAAACUGCUGGGAGUCGUGGAAGUGAAAAACGGCUUCCUCCUCCUCGACGACAGCAACACGGUGAUUCUUGGAGGUGAAGUGGAACAUCUUAUAGAAAAGUGGGAGUUGCAAAGGAGCUUGUCAAAACACAACAGAAGCAACAUAGGAACAGAAGGCGGACCGCCUCCCUUUGUGCCAUUCGGACAGAGAUGCUCGUCUCAGCAGCAAGUGGACAGUCGGGAGCUGGACCGGAGAAAAACCUUGCAGGUGGCGAGCGUGGCCAAGCCCGUUGGAGACAACGAUGAGUUCGAGAAACAGCGGACAGCUGCUAUCGCGGAGGUGGCCAAAAGUAAAGAGACUAAGACGUUUGGUGGAGGCGGCGGCAGUUCUAGAAGCAACCUCAGCGUGAGCACCGGAGGGAACCGGAGCAGGGAAGUGUUCCAGAAGGAGAGGACGAAAUCGGAGGGGAAAAACGAAGGUGUCUAUCGAGAACUGGUGGACGAAAAGGCUCUCAAACACAUAACGGAAAUGGGGUUCAGCAAGGAAGCCGCGAGGCAGGCGCUCAUGGACAACGGCAACAACCUCGAAGCUUCGUUGAACUUCCUCCUGAACAGCAAUAAGCAGAUAAAUGUCCAAGGCCCGCCCCUUCGAGGGAAAGGAAAAGGCAGAGGGCGGAUUCGACCAGAGGAUGAGGAGGAGAUGGGGAACGCCCGGCCUUCAGCUCCAAGCACGUUGUUUGAUUUCCUGGAGUCUAAAAUGGGUACUCUUGCAGUAGAAGAACCAAAGUCACAGAUACCAUCGCUGCAUCAGGGACAGCACAGAGCACCAAACACCGAGCAGAACGGCAUCAAAGGUUAUAACCAUCAGAGACAUGCUCCUCGUAACGACCGACAGCCGAGGAGCGAGAAGCCCCCUCGUUUUCAGCGAGAGAGCCAGAGUUUGAGGCACGGUGGGGAAGGGGGCGGGCUGCUAAGAGCCAAAGCUUCUGAAAGGCAGAAUUCCUUGGGUCCCGACCAGUGGACCGAAGACAGAAACAAGUGCGAUAGACUUUAUCCACGGAAAGACCUUGCGUACCCUACGGCGGUCCACCCCGGGGACUUUCCUUUCAAGCGGAGGGACAACAACCCGGUGCAAAACAGACAAGGGAAAGUGGGAUCGUUCAUGGAAAUGAAAGACAACGCCGCUGUUCAAGAUCCACCUGAAAACAACAACCAGAAACCCGGAAGUCGGGAAAGUCAGAUGCAUCCGCCCGACAGUUUCUACGAUAGGAAAACGCUAAUGCUAGCCAACGAAACAUUGACCGCCCUGAAAAACGAGCAGCGCUUUGGUAUGAACGUGGAGUAUCAAAACCCUGUUAGAACUGAUCGUUUUAGCAAUAUCCCGAACGGCGAUCUGGAACAUUUUCAGAAAGGAAGGAGGGUUGGACCUAUUAAAUUGCCUACGCCCAACAUGGCUACAUCAUUUGACGUGAAAAUGUAUUAUGAUACUGGACCCAAGAAGAGAUCUGGGCCCAUUAAGCCAGAAAAAAUGUUUGAAACCUGUACUUCGGGGGAGUAUGGAAAAAGCUGGCAGCCGGGGGACGAAUGCUUUGCCCUGUACUGGGAAGAUAACAAGUUUUAUCGGGCAAAAAUCGAAGCGCUUCACUCCUCCGGGACGACCGCCGUUGUUAAGUUCUGCGAUUAUGGAAACUAUGAAGAGGUGUUACUAAGCAACAUCAGGCCUAUUCAAGCUGACACCUGGGAGGAAGAAGAAAUCGCUUAUGAACAAACGUUAGAAUUUCGCAGAGGUGGCGACGGGCAACCACGGCGGUCAACGCGGCCCACCCAGCAGUUUUAUCAGCCUCCGAGAGCUAGGAACUGACAGCAAGGAAGGCUCUUCAUUAUGGCUAAAGUUCUUCGCGUUCUGCUCAGUGGUCGAGAUGUCCGGUUUUUUUGCCUGAGGAAUGGGAGUUGAUAAAGAAGGCCGGGACGAGCACGGAGUACGGAAUAUACCAGAGACUUUUUUUUAAGUUAGUUGAAUGACGUUUUUACAUACAAAAGAAAACCCAUUGUUAAUACUGCCAUCAAUAAAAGCCACCCCGCUCUA
Molecule: messenger RNA, 2402 nt
Organism: Heteronotia binoei (common prickly gecko)
Lineage: Eukaryota; Metazoa; Chordata; Lepidosauria; Squamata; Gekkonidae
Product: tudor domain-containing protein 3-like
Exons: 13
Coding region: 237-2177 (646 amino acids)
Cellular component (GO): nucleus
Molecular function (GO): protein binding
Source: RefSeq, a predicted model, not a curated record